Naegleria fowleri is the source of this 2004-nucleotide messenger RNA. RefSeq lists its product as uncharacterized. Lineage: Eukaryota; Heterolobosea; Eutetramitea; Acrasida; Naegleriidae. The transcript has a single exon. The record is from RefSeq and is a predicted model, not a curated record. The coding region runs from base 1 to 2004 and encodes 667 amino acids.
AUGAAGAAAUUUCAUCUGUUCCCAACAAGAUGUCAAUCACAACAACCACAACAACCACAGCAUUCUCAACAAGUGCCAUCACUCUCACGAAACAUGCUUUUUCUUUUCACCACCACAACACUUGCUUUCUUACUUUUCAUGCUACCGCCACACGUCACAGCCAUGACUUCGAUUGCUACAUCAUCGAUCACCACAACAGACACUCUUUCAACGAUCAUGAAUCCACGAGAUGUUGCUUUCAAUCAAACCCAAGCAGUGGCGGAGGUAAAGGUAAUGGUGAUGGAUCAAUUCCUCAAUCCCAUACAAGAAUGUCUGACACUUGCUCCCAUCAAUCAAUACUAUUAUCCAUUCAUGUACACGUUUGAUACGGAUUAUUGGGAUUUCUGUGCCAUUGAUCAACCACAGAAGGUUCCUCCUGAAAUUUACAAGAUUGGAUCGUUGUAUCUCAACAACAACGACUCGUCUCUCUGUGAAAAUGUUUUAUGUUCCAUUGAAAGGCGAUGGGACUUGACCAAUCAAACACAACUCGUGUCACUAGGAGUUUUAUUUAAUUACUGUUUGCAUUGUAAUCAUUCAAGUGCAGAACAAUUUAGACAGGUAUUAAGCAAUCACUCUUGUCCUUCCUUUUCGACGAGUGUGAACUCGAUCACUCAAUCUCCAACGUUUCUUUCGAAAUUUAAUUAUUUGGCAGAUUAUCAUUGUAACUAUAAUAAUAGGAGAGAGAAUGAACCAUCGAAACAUUUGGGACUUUUUAAUUACAAUAUUCUCAUGACUGAUUACUUUAAGAGGUCUUUUUUAGAUUACUCAAAGAACAAUAACCUAUUUAAUCAAACAGGAACUUUUGGAGAUGCAAAUGCAGCAUUGAAAUCUGUUUCACUUUCAACUCUUUUCAAUUUUUAUUUUCAUGACUUGUUUGACAAGAUGGAUUCAAAUGAAUUGCCAUCAGCACCUUUGAAUGUUCCAAUCAGUUGUUGGUGUAAUUAUGAAUCUGAGAAUGGAAAAUCAUUUGGAUUUCAAUGCAAUGACUUUUACCAAAAUUGGCAAAUCAUGUUUGCAUAUAGAAUUUCAACAGUGAUCUUUGCCGUUCUCUAUGCAUUGGUGACAGUGUUUUUGGCCUUCUUUAUUGUCAUUCCUCGCUGUGUGGAGAGAGUUAUAUCCUUCAAGAAGAGAAGUGAAAUUGGUUUAGAAACCUCCAAAUUCAAAAAGUUUCUCUAUUUCGUGAGACACUAUUUUGACAUUGUCACACAACCUCCACUCUUGUUAACCAUUGGUUGUGUCACUGGAUUCUUAGAAAAUCUAUUAAGAUUUGCCUUUAACUUUACUACAUUUAUGCCACUUUACCAAGUCUACUUUCCAGGAAUAUUUAGAGGACUGGCAGCUAUUUUCAUGAUUUGUGGAUAUUCAAGUUUAGUAAUUUGUUGGAGUCAUGUCAUUGAUUUGGCCAACAGAAAAACAGAACCAAACAGAAGAGGUCUCUCCAAGCUUAAUAUUAUCAUUCUUUCCAUCUUUUAUUCAUGUGUCAUUGUAGUUGGAGUGAUUUCUGUGAUCAUUUUCCUAGCUGUGAAAAAUUAUGCCACUGCUUGGAUUUUACUCAGUUUUGCUGUCCUUAUUUAUUUGUUGACAUUUGUGGUUGGAUUUACCUUUUAUGGUGUGAAAAUACUCUUCGCAUUGAGAGCUACAGCACAAGAAAAGAAAAACUUUAUGGAAUAUCGAUUCACGAAAUUCAUUUUAGCUGUGACAGGAAUCUUCUUUCUUGGAUGGCUGGUUUCACUUGGAAUGUUAGUGACUUACAUUUUUGGUUAUGAUGUGUUGAGUGUGUUCUUUGGAUUGGCAAGAAAUCAAUUCAUGGAUUCUGGAUUGACUGCUGUCAUGGCAUUGUCCUCCUAUAUUACAUUUAAUGACACUUGUUUUGAAAUGACAUAUGGAAAGAAAAUCACAAAAUAUGUGAAUAUGAUUUUCACUUGUAAACGACCAUCGAAUCAGGUGGAACCUGAGAGAGUAUAA